CGGCAGCGCCCGGGCUUGUCUCUCUCGGGAGACACCCAGCCCGGCCCCGGGCCGCCCCGCGGGAGUGGAAGCCGGAUCCCGCUCUUUCGUUUUCAUUUCCCGGAAGGAUAGCGCUUACCGAGCGCCCCGCGCCUGCUCGCUGGGGCCGAGCGCACGCCCCGAGCUACUGAGAGAGGUCUCCCUCGCGCCCUUCCAGUUCUCGGGCCGACUUAGGGGCUCAGGGAAGGAGGACUUGGGAGCGCGGGGCCAGGGUCCGCCAGCAGCCGCAGACGCAGACGCGAGCGCUCACCACCGCAAGCCGGCACUCCUCGCCUCCACCUGUAAUGCAGGAGGGAGCACUGGCCAGUUCUGUAAGCCCCGUGGCUGUCCUGCCACCCCGAGGCACGCAGGCCCAAGCCAGAUGUGAAGGGCAGAGGAACCCGCUGGGCGAGGGGGGCAUCUGUACGCUGCCGGGAAGACUCCGCAUCCAGCCCGCACUCUGGAGCAGGGAGGACGUGCUGCACUGGCUGCACUGGGCCGAGCAGGAGUACGCUCUGCAGCCCACCGGUGAGCACGGGUUCCAGAUGAACGGCCGCGCCCUCUGCAUCCUCACCAAGGACGACUUCCGGCACCGCGCACCCGGCUCAGGUGACGUCCUGUACGAGCUGCUCCGGAGCAUCAGGACCCAGCGGCGAGCCCUGGUGUGCGGGCCCUUCUUCAGAGGAGCCUUCGGCCAGAAGAUGAGCUCCGGGUUCGCCCCCGGCCCCUUGGAAGAGCCUGACCGCGGGACCCAGGGCGUCUGCUCCUUCUCCACGGUGCCGCGGGCCCCCAUCGACGGCAGGAUCGCCGACUGCCGGCUGCUGUGGGACUACGUGUACCAGCUGCUGCUCGACGCCAGGUACGAGCCCUACAUCAGGUGGGAAGACAAGGACGCCAAGAUCUUCCGGGUCGUGGAUCCAAAUGGGCUCGCCAGGCUCUGGGGAAACCACAAGAACCGGGUGAACAUGACCUAUGAGAAGAUGUCCCGUGCCCUGCGCCACUAUUACAAGCUGAACAUCCUUAAGAAGGAACCGGGACAGAAACUCCUGUUCAGAUUUCUAAAGACUCCAGGAAAGGUGAUCCGGAAUCGGGGCAGCUGCCUGGAACAGCCGGAGAGCCCGGAGCGGCACAGAACGGAUGUUAAGGACGAGAGGCUGGAAAUCUCUCUGUGAGGGGCGGGGGGGCUGCCGG
Tupaia belangeri chinensis (Chinese tree shrew) is the source of this 1209-nucleotide messenger RNA. RefSeq names its product ETS variant transcription factor 7 (gene ETV7). NCBI's taxonomy places the organism in Eukaryota, Metazoa, Chordata, Mammalia, Scandentia, Tupaiidae. Gene Ontology annotation, biological process: regulation of transcription by RNA polymerase II; cell differentiation. The coding region runs from base 324 to 1190 and encodes 288 amino acids. The record is from RefSeq and is a predicted model, not a curated record. Gene Ontology annotation, cellular component: nucleus. The transcript has 8 exons. Gene Ontology annotation, molecular function: DNA-binding transcription factor activity, RNA polymerase II-specific; sequence-specific DNA binding.